CUGUUAAAGAGCCUCAUUUUUGUCCUCCAGAAGUUUUUUUUUUUUUUUUGCAUGCUUCAGCAUGCUUUUGUAACUCAGUGCUUGCCUGGAUCUUGACUCCAUACAUCCUGAAAUGUCUUUAGGGGGAAAUGAAAUUGUAUUGGGUGAAGACAUCCUGAAUGAUAAACUGCAUGCGAGUUGAAAUGUUUUGCAAGACCAAUUCUGUACAUACAUAUCCAGUGAAAAAGUCACCUAUGUAAAUUUCAGUUUAUUUAAAAUUCCUCAGCCUUUCCCUAUCUCUAGUCUAGAUAGGCUGGAUUAUAAUGCCCAUUAUCCACAGCCAGUCACUUUGCUGUUUGGGGAUGAUGGGUUUGUAGUCCAACACACCUGGAGGGUGCCAAGCUGGGGAAGACUGGUCCUCAGACGUCCCUUAUUCCAGACCUACUAGGAUGUGACGUUAAGCACCUUUGUGACCUCAGGGAAACGUGAGCCCCUCAGAACUUCAGGUUGUAGGAAAGGACCUCGGAGCUCUUUUUCUUUCUGCUACAGUCCUGCCAAAAAUCUCCUCCCUGAAGCUGCCAUUUUCAUUUAAUAUUCAGUGGCUGUUUCCCUCCCUAGAAAUGCAGAGAGCUUCCAAGAGGGUUCCCCCCACCCACCACCCUCUCUGCUCUAAGAACAUUGUUGACACUUUGAGGAUGCCCAGGCAGGGAUACUGUUCAGAUGAUGAACUGGUGGUGCUAAGCAACUCCGGGACUGUGAUGAAAUGGCACCUUCACCAAAAGAACAGCACCCUGCUGGUGGACGGCAGGGAUCUGCAUUUCCUGAAAGCCCCCCGGGGCCAGGUGUCUCCAGAUCUGCAGUUCCUCCUUUUGGCCUGUGAUGUGCAACAGGUUUUCCGCUAUUCUGUCACAGCUCACUACAUGAUCUAUAACUUGGGCACCAGAGAAACAAGCCACCUAGAUGUGCCCAUGGCGGACUCUGUGCGUCUGCAGUACGCAUCCUGGGGAGCCCAGAAUAACCAGCUGGUGUUUGUCUUGGAUAAUGACAUUUUCUAUCAACCUGGUGUCUCCAGCCGAGCCGAGCGUAUCACCUCAUCUGGGCAACAGGGAGUGAUCUUCAAUGGGAUUUCUGACUGGCUGUAUGAAGAGGAGAUCCUGAAGGCAUCCAGUGCCCACUGGUGUUCACCUGAUGGUGCAUGGCUGGCCUAUCUUACCAUCAACAAUUCCCUGGUGCCCAAGAUGGAGCUGCCCCAGUUCCUGGGAGGAAAGUACCCAGCCAGCCGCCACUACCCUUAUCCCAAGGCUGGCCAGCUCAUCCCAUCAGUUCAGCUUUUUGUGGUGAACUUAUCAGAGGCGGCACCUCACGGGCUGGAAAUUCACCCUCCUGAACUCUUCCAGGGCAGGGAAUAUUACAUCACCAUGGUGAAGUGGGUGGCCCUUGCCCGGCUGGCUGUGCGGUGGCUGAACAGGCCGCAGAACAUGUCUGUGUGGAGCUUGUGCGAAGCGGCCACCGGAGCCUGUGCUGAGAAAUACAGAGUGACAUCGGACUCCUGGGUGGACAUGAAGCAGGGAGUGCCUGUCUUUUCCGAAGAUGCCGAGACCUUGUUUCUGACGGUGCCCGUGAAGCAGGGCGCCCAAGGAGAAUUCCACCAUAUCACCAUGCUCUCCACCCAGACCAGGCGCAAGUUGAGCACGAUGCGCCUCCUCACCUCUGGGAGCUGGGAUGUCACCAGGAUCCUGGCAUAUGAUGAGAAGAGGAAGAGGCUGUAUUUCCUGAGUUCAGAAGACAGGCCCAGUGCGAGACAUCUGUACAGCGUGGAUCUUGAUGGCUCCUUCAACCGCUCGUGCGUGACGUGCGGCCUGCGACCCGGCUGUUCUUUCGUUGAUGCCAGUUUCAGCCCUCAGAUGGAGUAUUUUACACUGUUCUGCAAAGGACCUGGAAUUCCUCAAGUCUCUGUUCACUCUACAGCUAAUCCCCAUGACUUUCUUCUACUGGAAGAAAACCAGCCCUUGCAAGAUGGCCUUCUGCAUAAGGAGAUGCUAUUGAUAGAAUUCUGGUCCUACCAGCUAACCAACUAUGACCUGCCUGUGCGUGUGACCUUGCCACCACUACACCAGCGCACCUUCUGUCCGCUGCUACUGAUGCUCCCAGAAGCCCCAGGAGACCAGAUGGCUACUGAGGAAUUCCACCUGGGCUGGGACACCGUGCUUGCUAGUUCCUUGGGCGCUGUGGUGGUCCGAUUUGACGGUUGGGGCCCUGGCAACCAGGGACUCAAGCUCUUGCACAAGGUCAACCACCGCCUGGGCUACCUGGAUGUCAUGAACCACAUCGUUCUGUUGGAGUGGCUGUUCAAGCUCCCUUAUGUGGAUCGAAGGCGCACUGCAGUCUACGGAAAGGCCUAUGGAGGCUUUUUAGCACUGAAGCUUAUGGAAACAUUGGACAACCUCUUUAAAUGUGGAGCAGCUGUGGCGCCCAUCACCAGCUUUCGUUUCCAUGCUGCCACUUUCUCUGAACGCUACCUGGGGAUGCCAGCCCGUGAGGAUGCAGCUUACACGGUGGCCUCCGUAUUGGAGGAUGCAGCUCGCCUCAAGGACAAAAACAUCCUGCUUGUGCAUGGGACUGGGGAUGCCACGGUGCAUUUCCAGCACACAGCCGAACUUCUUAUCCAGUUGCUGGCUGCGGAGUCCAACUACACCACCCAGAUCUACCCAGAUGAAGGCCACACAUUCUUCUCCAGUGCCAACCAGCGCCACCUCCUCCAGACCCUUUCCUCCUUCUUCCAGCGUUGCUUCGAGGAUUCAGAGCAUGCCCAUCUACUGGAUGAAGAAGAUGAGGACUCAUAGUGCUUUUCCCUGGAGAGAGAUUGAGCACCCACCAGAUGCCAAGCUCCCCGGGCCUUUUCUUUGCUGUGCUGCUGGCUCUUGGUAGCACUUUUCACAGCCCCAUCUGCCCCAGCACCAACGGUGCUAAAUGUGCACAGCAUUUAGCAUACCAUUUGUCACUGACCACAGAAUUAAGCAUCUUGAUCUUUCCAGAUAUUUUUUAAAAUAUAUUAAUCUCCCAUCGCCACCAAGUUUCCAGUCCUCAGGGUUGUGAAGAUAGCUUUUUAAGUGCAUGAGUGGACAUACAGAAUGGCUAGCGAAGAGCCAGAGGAGUCUCAGUAGGAUUUUCAUUCCUCAAGGGGUUGUUGUUGGCUUUUCUGCAUGCCUUGCAAAUUUCUCCACCCAACCAGAGGAAUAGUGGAAGCAAGCUGUGAUGUAACUUGUGCAAAUAUAUGCAAAUUUGCUGUUCGAUGCUAUGUCUACAAGUUGCAAAAUUUUGCUUUGCUUUUCUUUGCAGAGGUGGCUCACUCAUUGCAGAUUCCUCCACUCCCACCCCUCUUUUUCAGCCCUGAAUACACAGUCUGCCAAAGGGCUGAAAAAAAUACUCUGUUGCUGAGAGGUCGAACUAUGAACCAGGAAGUUCCAAAUUAAAAUGCUGUCUCUUUUGUGCACGGACUAGAUAGCCUUAGGCAAGCCACCAUCGCAAGGCUUCAUAGGAAUAUCGAUUGCUGCUUCAUAGACCAGGUCAGACUGCUUCUCCAUCUUCUCUGAACCGCAGGGGCUCUCCAGGGUCUCAAACAGAGAAGGGUCUUUAAUCCUAUUGCUAUGAGAGCUUCCUUGUUCUAAUGAGGGCUGCCGGGGGCUGAACCUGGGAACUUUUGCACGUGAAGCAUAAAUGCUCUUCCAUGCAGCUAAUCAUUCCUACUUUGCUGCCCACUGCCAUAACAAAAAUAAUUGUUUUGACCUCCCUUCUAGGAGUGUCAUGAGGAUUAUGUGAAGAAUUUGGAGCACUUAAAUGGUUAAGAAUGAUCAGUUCUUUUAAAAGCAAACUGUUGGAUGGCCACAUGCUGUAGAUCUCAGGGUUCUGGUAACUGGAACAGCAACUUUUCGCAUUCUGGUCACACAGGGAGGGACGGGCAACUGCAGGACAUCUGGGUGUCACGUUGCUUCCCAGAAACUUCAGUACCACCACGAGCCACAAUCGUGCCACACCGUCUGUAAGGUGCUCAAAAGAGAGGGGAAAAACAAAAAUGGUGAUUGGCUGUCAAAAUUCUGCGUCAAGCUGCUCUGUCGUUCUGAAGAAGUUCAGUCCCGCUUGUUUUGCAGGCCAGCUUAAUUUAGCGCUCUGCAGCAACAGCAUACCAUUUUGUUUGUUUUCAAAACGGGGCUUUGCCACCGGCUCAUUCCUCCAUAUGGCAAAGGGCACGUGCAACCGGCAUGCCCCAUGUCGCCCACCCCUGCCGCACCAGCCGCAGGAUGUUCCAGGCCUCUGACACUCCCUCCCAGAAAGCCUCUGCCCAUGAGCAGGCCAAGUGGGAAGGAGGUGGGGCAGUGGACAGGGCCAUCUCAUGCGGGGGAACAGCACUGUCGGACACUCCCUUGAAAGCAUAAAAAGCGCUCCGCAAGAAGCCAAUGUAUACAGCAUCAAAGAGGAACAACAGGGUAACUCAGCCAGAAUGGCUUGCCUAUAAAUGUUUGCUUUUAUUUCCAGAGAGUUUGCUUGCUUGUUUAUUUGUUUGUUUGUUCAUUUUCUGUACCGCCCCAUAGCUGAAGUUUGUUUGACUUCCACAUGCAGGGAUAUUAGACAUGGCAUCCCCACCUUCAGAAUGAAAUGGUGCAGUUCCAGGGAGGUCCAGGGUCUCCCAAGAGAAAUGUUGCUGCCUGAGGGAGACCCCCAACGCCCCUUCUGUGCAAUUCCUCUUUGACAUGGCUGGGAAUGGCAAGCAGGAGGUAUACGGCCUGAUGACCAGGGGGAGUCUGGAAGUCAAGAGGCUGCCUGUAGAUUGGUAGCUGCAGCGCUGGGUGCAAAUAAAAUAACAGGGUCGAGGGGCAGUCACUGGUGGGGGGGGAGCAUCUCCCCACCCCCACAGCAAUCAGCCCACUGUCAAGCGGAGGGGCUUCCCACCCCAUCACCCUUUGACCUCCCUGUGUGUGUGCAGGGCACUGACAGGCAGAAUCACCCUCCCAACUUGAUGCCUUCCUGUGACCGCACAUGGCGCUGACAGGCAGACUGGCCCCCACUCAACCUACCGACAAUAAAAAUAUAGCCAUAAUAAAAUUAAAAGGUGGUCUGAAUGGUACCAAACUAUCUGUGGUUUGAGAUGGCUGCCUCUCUAUGCCACUUUACCUUCUCAGGGUUUUGGCAGCUUAUUCUAUUCUGAACAGACCAGGCCUCUCGAGAGCCCCAAGAAUGAUCUGCUGGUUGGGUCAAAUACUCCAAACUCUGUUUGUGGCUUGGUUGCCCAUUCUUGCCCACUGCUGCUGCUGCGCUUUGGACAGCCAGUGGGAAGUUUUUUCCCAUCGCUUUAUUCCUACUCUAGGCCAGAAAAAAGUUGCCUUUGUGGCAGACAGCAAUGAAAAAAGGAAGGGCAGAAAUAUGUGUCCCCCCUCCCCCUCCCCUGCUCUUUUACUUGCACCCUGCAUUGCAGCCACCGCUCUCUGGGCAGUCUCUUAACUUCCAGACUCCUCCCUGGCCAUCAGGCUUCAUGCCUCCUCUUUGCCACUCCCAGGUCCAUCGAGCAAGAUUUGGGUACAGGCACAGCAACCCUUGACCCUUCAAGGUGUACAGAUAGACAGACCUUCCAACAGAAGAAGUGGUAACACCUGAUAUUCCCAUAUACUUGAGAGGCUGAGAAAAUGAAAGCAACCCUGUCUAAUGUAAGUGUUCUGCAGGCUAUAGAAUCAAUCUCUCUCUCUCAUUCUCUCUCUCUGUCCCUCUCCCUCCCUCCCAUAUAUAGAUGCUUCCCCCAUCACCCAAACUUGCCAGUUGUUCACCUUAGGGGCAAACAAAAUGCAAUAGUUCCUAAAUUUGCUCAGGAUUCCAGAUUCUUCUUUGGAAAUUCAGAGAUUUCUUUGCAGAAUUGGCUGGGUUUUUCAGAGUUCUUCCCACGCGGCAGCUUUUUAAGAGUAUUAGGAGACUUUCCAAAGUCCAGUACCAUUCAAAUAUACCACUGGACUUCACACAAGGGGCACAAUUCUAUUCUUGCUCCCAUUAAGUUGAAUGGGAAAAAUGCAAAAUGGUUUGAAUUCAUAGAAAACUUUCACCCAGCUCUCAAAACAUCCAGACAGCUCCUCCUGUUCCAUUUUCAGAAAAUCCCUUGCAUGUGCUGACCUCUGCAGUGAAACUCUGAAUCUCUAGGUUAAUGCAAACAUGGGAAGGGAGCGUAUGCCUUUUAAUAGUCACAUCGAUCGUUUUCAGCAAGUGCUUUUUCCUUCUGGCAGCUGCUAUUGUUAUGAAAUAGGUAUCUAUUGAUGAAUCCAAAGGGAUUCUAUAGUGUGUGGCAGCUCAAAACCCACCUCUCUCUUCAGCUCAGUCUUUUCUAAAGGAUACUUUUUUUUGCCUCACCUCCAAUGGGAGCCAUUUUGUGAUGGUGCCCAGGACAGUUUUUCAAAUAUCCAAAUGUGUUCAUGGCUCAAAAAGAUUGCCUAUGUGCUACGUUCUGAAGAUUCACUGGGAAAGAGGCCUCUGCAGUGUUUGUGUUUCCUGAAAUCUUCAUAAAGGGAGUGUCUGUCCGGUGUAUCUGUUCGGUGCUAUUAAAAACCAGCCUCACAUUUUGUCUUACCCUAAAUGUGCAUGAAAGAGAUGUAGCAAACAAAAGGACGCAUAAAAGUUUGGGAGACCACAAAAAGACACAUGGUAGGGAGAGGGAGGCACCCUGCUUUUGAAUUUGCACCAUUUCAAUCUGAGAUUUGCACAUACUAGUGUAUGUAUGUACACUACUCCUGUACUGUAUGUGCACUACUCCUAGUUUAGGGCAAUCAUUUUUUGACAAGGAAACCAAGUUGUUUAGCAACUAAUGUAUUCCUCUCUCAUGCUUAUUUGUAGUUUCUGUGUUGCUCUUGUUGAGGUCUCAAAUCAAAGAGGCUGCAUACCAUUCCGUUGCGCCAAGUACCCUGCCUCUGAGUAGUGGGAUUCAUGAAAGUUGUAGCUAAUAAAGUUGUGCCUUGCUUUAAACCUA
Messenger RNA from Varanus komodoensis (Komodo dragon), 6979 nucleotides. Its product is annotated as inactive dipeptidyl peptidase 10-like. Bases 600 to 2822 code for a protein of 740 amino acids. The record is from RefSeq and is a predicted model, not a curated record. Gene Ontology annotation, biological process: proteolysis. Lineage: Eukaryota; Metazoa; Chordata; Lepidosauria; Squamata; Varanidae. Gene Ontology annotation, molecular function: serine-type peptidase activity; dipeptidyl-peptidase activity. The transcript has 24 exons.